Messenger RNA from Temnothorax curvispinosus, 1085 nucleotides. RefSeq lists its product as uncharacterized. NCBI's taxonomy places the organism in Eukaryota, Metazoa, Arthropoda, Insecta, Hymenoptera, Formicidae. The transcript is spliced from 2 exons. The annotation marks the transcript as partial. The record is from RefSeq and is a predicted model, not a curated record.
AUGAAAGAAAGUAUACGCGCAGGAUACGAGCUUCAGUCUACACGUUUACGACAUGGGACUGUUCCUUCUAUUUUUUCUUGGCAGAGUAAAUUUCAGGAACAUGUUAAUGUGAAAGAAAAAGAAAAUGAGAGGGAUAAUACAGAAGACUUUACACCAGUCAUAUCUGAAGCGUCAAACAAUAUACAAGAUGAUAGUCUCCAGCAAGGUCAAAAUUCUGAUACAACUGGAUUUUUCACGGAUAAAAAUGUAUCAACGCCUUUAAAUGAAGAAACUCAUAUUUCUGUGGAAGUUUAUAAUUAUGCUGAAAUGGCGCUUUUGACAAGCAAUAUAAAUGUUUAUGAAGAAAGUAUUAGUUGCGAUUACGUGCAAAAUGAAAACUGUUCAACGAACGAUACUGAACAGUGUAAUGAUAAAGAAGCUUGCAGCUUUGCAACAACUGCGACUCAAACAGAUUCAGCUUCUCGUUAUAGUAUUGAGCAGUUUAAAAAUAAUCCAAAAUCAUUUUUACAUUUAACCGGAUUAGAAAACUAUGAUAAAUUCAUGACAGUGUUAUACUCCCUAGGACCAGCAGUGUAUUAUUUAAAGUACGCAAGAGGACAAGCAGUAGGAAAUAUAUCAGUGCCAAAUCAGUUGUUUCUGGUGUUGUGGAAAUUAAGAAGAAAUUGCUGCGAUAUUGAACUGUCAGAGCACUUUUCUAUUCCUAGACUAGCUGUAGGAAACAUCUUUCACACAUGGAUAACUUUUAUGGCAAAGCAAUGGUCUCUAAUUGAUAUAUGGCCUAGUAGACAACUAGUCGACUAUUACAUGCCAGAAAGUUUUAAACAACACUAUCCCUCCACAAGAGUUAUCAUUGAUGGAACUGAAAUUCGAGUUGACAAGCCACAUAAUCCACGUUUACAGCAAUCAUCAUUCAGCACAUACAAAAAUGGUCCUACUGUUAAAACUGUCAUUGGCUCUACUCCGGGUGGUUUAAUUUCAUACCAUUCUCCAGCAUAUGGAGGUUCAACUAGCGAUAGACAGAUUAUUGAACGGAGUGAUUUGAUGAAAAAGUGCGAUUCUGGUGAUUUAAUUCUGGCUGAUCGAGG